Messenger RNA from Acanthoscelides obtectus, 1455 nucleotides. NCBI's taxonomy places the organism in Eukaryota, Metazoa, Arthropoda, Insecta, Coleoptera, Chrysomelidae. The record is from the annotation of a GenBank genome assembly.
AGACAAUGAUGAAUAGAAACGUCUCAUAUUAUAAUGUCGGGUUCAUCCACGACAAGUCUUUUGUUAAUGCAAUUCUGGUUGCGUGUAUCGGCCGAAAUCUUGCUGCUUCUACCACGUGCUUUUACAUCGGUGUUCGGUCUGAACUGUUUACAAACAACUUUACUAUCUAAUCUUAAAAUAAAAUAAAUAAAGGGAUACCAGAUUUUGUGACUUCCUCCUCAAGAUCCCAUACCGGUAGGCUGGAUUUUCUUCUAUUACGUUCCUUUGGAUCUUUUGAAAUUUGAAGUGCACCAUGGUAUUAUCCCCCAAAGAAGGCGCAAAAAUUAUUGCAUCUAAGGCGAAACAUGUGAAAAUCAAGGAAGAAGGCAUAAACAAAUUGGGAGAUGUUAUUGUAGAAGAAAUAACUUCUGGACAACUGUCACCAGACAAUUUCAGCCAAGUAGAAGUUCAUCCUUCUCCAGAUGAACCAUGGGCUUUGGAUUGGUUGUUUGUAGUAGAUACUCUCAACUUUUGCUUCUGGCAUAAUGAAAAUGAUGAAGGUUGGGUAGUUGAAGGAUAUACAGGGUACUUUGCUCUAUGCGCUGCAAUCAAUAGGGCUAUCAAAGAGAAGGUGGAUAUUACAAAUCCAACAUUUUACAGUGCUAUCACUGAAAAGCAACUGACAAAUAUUUUGAGAAGUGAUUCUAAAGUUAAAUGCCCUCUUAUACCAGAUAGAGUAAAAUGUUUGCAUGAAGUUGGCAACGCCUUAUUGGAAAAAUUUGAUGGAUCCUUCAAGAAUGUGGUCAAGCAGUGUAAUAACAGCGCCGAAAAGUUAUUGCAGCUGAUUGUGAAUAACUUCAGUUGCUUCAGGGAUGAGGCUGAGUAUCAGGGUGAAAAGAUUGGCAUUUAUAAAAGAGCACAGAUAUUGAUUGGAGAUAUUUGGGCGUGUUUCAAGAAUAAAGACAUAGGUUAUUUUGAAGAUAUUGACAAAAUAACUGCCUUUGCAGACUACAGAGUUCCACAGACCUUGCUUUGGUUUGAAGUAUUUCAAUAUUCCAAGGACUUGAAUGAAAAAUUAAAAAGUAAUGUAAUAUUGAAGAAUGGUGAUGAAGAAGAGGUUGAAAUCCGCGCUUGUACUGUACAUGCAGUAGAACUCAUAAAGGAAUAUGUUAAUAAGAAGCUGGAUGAUAAGAAAGCAAAUUCUAUUCUCAUUGAUCAUUUUUUGUGGGAUUUUAGGAGACGCUAUUCUAAGGAGGUAUUGGAAAAAGGCCUACCAUUUCACAAAACUUUGAGCAUAUAUUAUUAAAAUUCACAUUGUAUUUAGAACCGGGGUGUACUGUGUCAGUUUUUGUUCAGUUACAGGUAUUUGUAGUGCAGUGUUAAAAAAUCUAUGUACUUGAAGUAGUAAAACAGUGAAACUCAUAUCAAGAAUAAAAUAUGUUAUCAGUCUUGGCCAAUAAAGUAAAAAAAAAUACA